CAUGAGAUCAUUUACAAGCAGUCAAGCUACAGACAUGGAGCGGUUGCUUUGGUUUUCUCUCCUACUCACCCACCUGCCAGUAACAGAGAGCAUGGACAAAUGCUUAACACAGCCAGAUGAGGUGAUUUUGGGAACAACAGGAAAUGCUGCUGUUCUUCCUUGUAAUGUCAGCUCAAGCUGUCCAUACCAAAACCUGCAUUAUGAGUGGUUUGUUUUCAAAGAAAACUCCCACUCUCGUCUCAACCUGCAAAGCAAUCCUAGCAAAUACAGCCUGCACAGAGGAUUUUUACAUGUCGAGUCACUUAAUGCUAAUGACAGUGGGAUCUACUACUGUGCUGCAGUAUGGCCUGGAAAGCUAGGACACGGUGCACAGUAUGUAGGGCUGGGAACAACUCUCGUAGUGAGAGGACACGACAAACCAUUGCUGAAGCACAUUCUUCUGUGGUUAUCAUUCGUCCUCCUGGCCAUCUACAGCUUGGCUCUAGUGGCAUUUAUUAUUUUAAAGAAGUAUGGCUGGAAUAUGAGCACCAACAGAAGGAUGUGCAAAACAGAUGAGCAAAAUAAAUCAACAAAGAAAAGAAAAUUCCACGAUGUACUGCAAGAAAUGUACAGCAAACAAGCUGUGGGCAGACACUGUUCUCAUGUUGAGGCUGCAAGUACCGAGUUCAACGGCUCAGGUGAUGAAAUCUAUCAAAAUGUCUAAGUGUCCUUGAGGAUGCCUGAUUCAGAUGCCCAGCAUCCCAACUGAGAAGAGAAUCCAAAGCCAUGAAGCACGUUGUUCAUCUUUUCUCACUGAGAUACAAACUAGGCAUGGGGACGUUUAUAAAAUUUCAUAAACAAGUACUCGCAAUCUUUUGACAGCGUGUACACUUUUUCCAUAUGGUAGCCCAGAGGUGGGCACGGACGAUGACAGCAGAUAGUGCCGAGAUUUUAGUAAAGUUCUUGGAUCAAUAAGUCAUAAGUAAAAUGUUGUUGAACACAUAAGGUGUCUUCUGCAAACGCAGUAAAGUAGGCAACAAGCUACAGCCAGGUUUCCAUCUGAACGAGCCGUCCUCCACGCUGUAGACGGUCCCUGCGCACUUGUCUCACAGCCGGCUGCACAUAGUUUGUCCACCAUGGCUCGGUUUGAUGAAGCUUAAGUUGUAGCUUGUUUCUACCUUAGUAUAGUUGGAAGGAGACAUCUGAAUCAGAGACAUUUUGUGAUUUUACCACAGAGCUGAGGUCGUUGAGCGCACUAAAAUAAAUAAUACAUAGCCUCCUAAUCAGUAUCUUACAGGCAUUUCUGUCAACAGGCCGGUCCGUGCGCUGCUGUCAUGAUGUAGAUUUUGAUCCACUAAGUGUGAUAGUGUAGCUAUUUUAUGCUUCUUCAGGCAAGUGGGGUGCACAGUGGGGCAGUGGUUAGCGCCCUGGUUUUACAGAAAGGAGGUUCCAGGUUUGAGCCCGGGGCCUUUCUGUGUGGAAUUUGC
Messenger RNA from Monopterus albus (swamp eel), 1466 nucleotides. RefSeq names its product immunoglobulin superfamily member 6. The transcript has 6 exons. The coding region runs from base 2 to 703 and encodes 233 amino acids. The record is from RefSeq and is a predicted model, not a curated record. NCBI's taxonomy places the organism in Eukaryota, Metazoa, Chordata, Actinopteri, Synbranchiformes, Synbranchidae.